AUGCAAUACCUCCAGCCAUCGCAUUUGUACACUCGUUUGAUAGACACAAUACCGACAGCUCUACCAUGGUCUUCUGGCGAUUCAUCAGUGAAGGGAGACCCUAGGAAAAGCGUCAAGUGGAUUGAUGGCCUCCGGGGCAUCGCUUCAUUUUUAGUGGUACUCACCCAUCUCGCGCGAGCAUGGGAUUAUGACUUAUUCUCACCACGCGACAACGAAAAUGCAACCCCACGGAUCCUCCAAUGGCCGAUCCUGCGCAUUCCCUGGCAAGGCCGAAUUGGCGUGACCAUCUUUGCCUUCUUGACCGGCUACGUCUGCGCGCUGAAACCACUGAAGCUCUCGCGAGCAGGCGAUACAACCAGUGCAUUUGUGACAAUAGCAAAAAGUGCCUUCCGUCGACCGCCACGACUCAUAUUCCCAUCGACCAUUGCUCUCGUGAUAUCCUGGGUCAUUGCGCAGUUCGGGGGGUUUAUUGUUGCGAAUAGGUCGGACUGCUGGUGGUGUCGAUAUGCGGCGCCCGAUCUGGAGGAUUCGUUCUGGAAGGAACUUGUCCGUCUGCCAAAGAAUUUCUUGUCGACUUGGACAACGGGAUAUAUGGCCUAUGAUGAUCAUCAAUGGGCUUUGCUACCGCUGCUCUUGUCGUCGAUGCUGGUCUAUAUCACGCUUUCGGCAACGAUGUUUGUCAAAUUUCGGUUUAGAGUGUUGAUUUACAUCGGCAUGAUGCUCUAUUUCCACCAGAAUACAGCGAAGAACAUAGAAACCUUCCAACUGCAGGCCAUCUACGGCAUGUUUCUAUGUGACUUCUCAUACAGCAAAUCCCUGAAAGAUUGGAUCGAAAACCACCCUCGCGGUCGAAAAAUGCUUACAAUUCCUCUAACUAUAAUCGGUUUACUGAUCGCCUCAUAUCCAGGCGAACACCCAGAAUGGGCAGGCUGGUCGAAUCUAAUGUUCAAAGCAAGCCACUUCAUCUUCCCACCAGAAGUCAACAUUGGCAAACGCUACACCGCACUUGCAAUUGACCUGAUCAUUCUCGCAAUCUUCUUCUCCCCCUCGACCAAAGACUUCCUCUCCAGCCGAUUGCUUCUCUGGCUCGGCAAGCAAAGUUUCGCUGUAUAUCUUAUCCAUGGCACGAUGCUUCGCGUCGUGCUUUGCUGGAUGCUGUAUGGAAUCAGUGGACAGCCUUGGCAGGGGCCUGAAGCUCUCACGGAUGAUCAACGUGAUGACUGGCUUCCUCUUCGGUCUGCGUGGGUGGUCGGGGUGAGCAUUCCUGUUUGGAUAGGGUUGGUAUACGUUUUAGCGGCGUUGUGGACGGCGUACGUUGAUACUUUCUGCGGUUCUCUCACACAGAAGCUGGAGCGGGCUGUAUUUGUCGAGGAUGAGAAGACCACAUUGCCGCUGCCUGCAGUUUCGAUUCCUAUGCAGACCACUUAA
Molecule: messenger RNA, 1428 nt
Organism: Penicillium brevicompactum
Lineage: Eukaryota; Fungi; Ascomycota; Eurotiomycetes; Eurotiales; Aspergillaceae
Product: acyltransferase family protein
Exons: 3
Coding region: 1-1428 (475 amino acids)
Biological process (GO): polysaccharide biosynthetic process
Cellular component (GO): membrane
Molecular function (GO): acyltransferase activity, transferring groups other than amino-acyl groups
Source: RefSeq, a predicted model, not a curated record